CAAGAAGACAAUUGGCCCCCACCGAGCAACUCGUGAACUUGACAGUGGCGUGGCCGUGUACCAGACUGCCAGUGCUUAUCACCUGCUUUUCUUUUUCAUUUGUCUUUUCUUUUUUUUAUUGGGGGUUGAUCCAAAGCUUAGUCCUCUUUAAGGACUUUGCUUUCUGGCAACCGCUUAUCUUGCAUGUGUCGUGUCGCUGGAUGACCACCACUCUUUUCAAAGCGCUUGAAACUCUGAUUACGAUUGUGCAACGUUGGUCUUUUGACCUUUUUUCUUCUCCGAAAAAUGAAGCAUCUAAGUCAAAGUGGUGCUUCGAACUUGGGCGCCGCCCUAUCCAUGCUAAUAUUAUCGAUACUGGCCGUGGCACUUCGACUCGUCUUUCGCUUGCAGGCUAGACAGGGCCUUACAUUGUCCGAUGCAACAAUGGUGCUUGCCUUGGUAUUUACGAUCGCUUUCUAUUCUUUGGUCAUUAACUAUACUGCCGACGGACCGGGGCCUGGCACUUGGAGUAUACCCCAAGUCCUUACAAAUCUGGAGAAUGGCGGCAUUACCUGGGGAGUGGCUCUUCUAAAGGUCAGUUACCUUAGCGGAGUCAUCUUUAUCACGGCGAUCAACAUCACCAAACUCUCGAUUCUCGCUCUCUAUCACACCCUAUUUGGGAUCUCCGUCCCAUUCAAACGCUUCAAUUGGGCGAUGGUGGGAGUGGUUUUAUUCUUCUGGAUUCUGUUCGAGUUCAUCUUCAUCUUCCAAUGCAGUCCUAUACCGAUGUUCUGGAAUCUGGCCGAGUCUGCGACCCACUGCAUGUCGGUCACACACAUCCUCUUUGCUUUUGAGUUCACCAAUUUCUGCGUGGAUGUUGCCAUGCUGGUAAUGCCACUGGUGAUGAUUAAAAACCUCAAUCUCCCCAGGGCGAAGAAACUGUCUGUUAGUGGGAUUCUACUUCUAGGUGGGAUGGUCUGCAUUGUUAGCGUCGUCCGAUUAUAUUUCAUCUGGAAUCCAGCAUCGAUCCACUUCCCCAGAAGCUUGCCGGCAAUGGAGGUCGCGUCCGAGGUGCAGCUUGGUGUCGCCAUCUUUUGUGCAUGCCUUCCCACAUAUGCGCCGGUACUCAAACUCUUCCGAAGCCUAUGGAGGAGCUUCGGGCAACGCGGAUCGAAGAAGUCCUUUGACUACAGAAUGACCCCUCCCAGCAACCGAUCCCACAGGGACAACGAUGUGCCCGAUCUUCGUUUUGCGGACAAUAAGACACUGAUUGAUUCGACAGGCAUCAGAAUCAACUCAGAUCCCUUCGGAGAUUCGUCGGGAACUGACACUCAAACCUUACACAUGGAGACGGAUGACCAUCGCGGCGCGGAUGCGGUCUGAAUGGGCCCAGCUCAGCCUAUAAAUAUAUAUUAGAGGUCUCAUACAGUGACAGUACCUACUGGCUGAGUACUACGCCUAUGCAUUUUAUUCAUAAUUCCUUCAUUAUUCCUUGAAAAAUUCCCAUGAAGGCUGUAUAUACCCCUG
This is a messenger RNA of Aspergillus costaricaensis CBS 115574, 1506 nucleotides long. RefSeq lists its product as uncharacterized. The record is from RefSeq and is a predicted model, not a curated record. Lineage: Eukaryota; Fungi; Ascomycota; Eurotiomycetes; Eurotiales; Aspergillaceae. The coding region runs from base 286 to 1362 and encodes 358 amino acids. The transcript has 4 exons.